AUCAAGCACCUAGGCAUGCAGACUGCUUCUACAAACAUUUGUGAAAGAAUGGGUCGCUCUCCGGAGCUCAGUGAAUUCAAGCGUGGUACCGUGAUAGGUUGCCACCUGUGCAAUAGCUCCAUCCGUGAAAUUUCCUCGCUACUAAAUAUUCCAUGGUCAACUGUUAGUGGUGUUGUAACAAAGUGGAAGCAACUGAGAAUAACAGCAAUUCACCCAUGAAGUGGUAGGCCAUGUAAAAUGACAGACCGGGGUCAACGAAUGCUGAAGCACACAGUGCGCAGAACACACCAACUGUCUGCAGAGUCAAUAGCUAAAGACCUCCAAACUUCGUGUGGCCUUCAGAUUAGCACAACAACAGUGCGUAGAGAGCUUCAUGGAAUGGGAUUCAAUGGCCGAGCAGCUGCAUCCAAGCCUUACAUCACCAAGUGCAAUGCAGAGCGUUGGACUGGACUCUAGAGCUGUGAAGAGGUGUUCUCUGGAUUGCAAGGAGAAUGGUACUUGCCUAACUGCAUUGUGCCAAGUGUAAAGUUU
This is a messenger RNA of Staurois parvus, 531 nucleotides long. Lineage: Eukaryota; Metazoa; Chordata; Amphibia; Anura; Ranidae. The record is from the annotation of a GenBank genome assembly.